Molecule: messenger RNA, 2055 nt
Organism: Cladophialophora immunda
Lineage: Eukaryota; Fungi; Ascomycota; Eurotiomycetes; Chaetothyriales; Herpotrichiellaceae
Exons: 2
Coding region: 359-1801 (480 amino acids)
Source: RefSeq, a predicted model, not a curated record
ACUCCUCCACAUUUCUUCGGUUGCCCUUCACUUUUGUCACCGCUUCUCAGACUGCGCUGUCACUAUUUAACAUCUGCUUUACUGUGGGCUUCUGCCUGACUCCUCGAGGACCUUUUCGACUUCCCCAUUACCUUCGCCCUUCCUCUUAAGCGGCGCGAAUUCCUCCCACAUGGAAGUUCAACGACUCCCUCCACAUCACCUGUCCAAAUAUCGAGCCUCGAGACCCAAAGGGUGACCAAACAACAAAAUCUGCGGUCAUUUGCAAUCAUUUAAGCAGAUCGACCCAAUCCGCCUUGCCACAAGAGUUACACCCAUUAUUUUUUGCGCCCUCACUAGAAUCAUUUUCAUAGCGUGCAACAUGCACGAGGACUUGCGCCGAAGAGCCCUCGAGAGCGGCAAGACCGUGUCCAACAAGGCCAAAUCCAAGCAGUCAUCAAGAGGAAGUUCGCGCGGCAAUUCGGCACCCAACUCGCGUAGUGCUUCUCGCAUCCAGAGCAGAGAUGUCUCGGACGACGAGGAUUUAGACAAGGGCAAUCUCAGUGAUGAUACUACCCAGAGUAUCAAUUCGAUCGACGCCCUCCUCGAAACCGACGACAUCAACGAGCAAACCUCGGACGUCGCUCGGCAAGAGUUGAACGACGUCAUCGCGGAACUGCUCGAUCGGAAAGGGAGCAGUCACAAGAGCAGGGAAGAUGCGCUGACUACAUAUGUCAAAUGCCUGACAUCGCACUAUCUGGCCGAGGUUCUCUACGGCCGGGUCGAAGACCUCCUUGGAGCGUUCAGCCGAAGCAUCAAGGCAGAAACGAGCGAGAAAGAAACGACGUUGGCCCUGAGGGCCAUGGCACUUACUGCCAUCACAUUCGCUGAUGGCAAUCUUUACGACACGGUCGCGGCGUCCUUGAAACGGGCCAUCUCCGAUUCGCGAUCCACAUCGGUCAAGGCCGCGGCAAUCUAUUCGAUGGGGAUCUGUAUCUCGUUUGGCGGGGCCGGAGAGGAAGAGAUUUUGGACGUCAUGACUUUCUUACUGGAGAUUGCGUCGAGCGACGGUGCGUUCGUUGACGCCGACGACAGUGCUGAAGUUGUCACCGCAGCCUUGAACACGUACGGGUUCUUGGCCACUCAAGUGGAAGAUCUCGAGCAUGAGUCGGAGGACGCGGUUGCGACAUUCCUCGACCAGCUUGAUGCUGACGAUGCCAAAGUCCAAGUAUCGGCGGGCGAGAACAUUGCUUUACUGUACGAGAAAAGCUACACACCACGUGAGGAAGACGACGAAUCGUCGUCCUCGGACGAGGAAAUCCCAGAAGACGAGCUGCCCCACGACCGGCCUCACAUGCGAUCCUACCUGGUCAAACGGUACAACCCGUACCACAACACGCACGAGGUGUUGGAAAAGGUGACGGCGCUCGCGUCGCUGAGCACCAAGUCGAUGAAUCGACGAGACAAGAAGGCAUUGCACCAAUCGUUUGCCAGCAUUGCGCUGACAGUGCAAGAUCCGCGACUGGGGCUCCAUUCCAACAAUGCCUCCAAGAUGGUGGUGCGGGUGCAUCGGGAAGGCGAAAUGCGGGUGGACAAGUGGUGGAAGCUGAUGCGGUUGCACGCCAUUCGCCGACUCCUUGCUGGAGGGUUUGUCAACCACUACUUUGAAGGCAACAAACAGGUGUUGGACGCGUUGCCGAUGAUCAUGCGGGGCAUUGGAAGUUCCGGCAUGCCGAGUCCUCGAAAGAUGGGCGGCAACAAGGUGCAGAAGGGCAAAUACCGCGACGUCCGACGCUUUGUGUCGGCCGAUGUGACCACGACGUGAGUCGGGGUUUGGAGAGAGGUUGCCGUCGGAGUGAGGCAGCGCGAGGGAUGGCCCGGUCUUAUCUUUGUUCAUUUUUCAUUUUCUCAUUUCCUAGAGCAUUUCCGAUGUACUUGGAUAUUUUACUACGAGUUAGAGAGACGAGAAUCAUGAUUGGCAGAAAGCCAGCAUGUUAUGACAUGAUUGAUUAUUAGAGACGACCCACGAGUAGUCAGUGUCGCAUGCAGAGAUCAAAUCGAGUAAAAGGCCGAUUAUGC